AGCCGGGCAAGUCCAAGGUGCCGCCAUGGCCUUCCACACAUCUAGGAUUUUUACUUGGCUGCUUGUCAUCUCCAUCGGAAUUGUCUUUUUUGCUCUAUAUCAAGAAAAUGUAACAGUAAACAUCAACUGGACCGCUUUCUCUGGGAACUCUGAGACUAUCGUCUCAAAAUGGGAUAAUGAGGAAAAGGCCACCAGACCCAUUGUCUUAAAUGCUACAGCACCCGCCAAGUGGGUAACAUCAAUGGCCGUCACAGAGUUUGAACGCAAGAGAGAAAACGUGUCCACGCGUGGCGUCGUCUCCGAGACCCCCAUGCCCAUCCUCCUGAAAACAAACUUCUCCAAACUUCCCGUCUGGGACUUUGACGAUGUCUAUAACCAGGAUGCUGCACCAGCAAACACAAGUUGCCAGCAAUCCCUGAGGAAUUCCAAGGACAAGAGCUUCAUGCAGGCUUUCCUUCCCAAUAUACGUUUGUUCCUCCAUAAGGACAACAUCAACAUGAGCGAGUGGAACCGACUCUCCCAUUUCAACAAUCCUUUUGGCUUCAUGGGAUUCUCUUACAAUGAUGUAAUGUCCUCAGUCAAGUUGAUUCCAGAGCCAAAGGAGCCUCUCCUGUCUCCAAAGCCAGGCGGUGAUGGUUGCAUUCGUUGCGCUGUUGUGGGUACUGCCGGCAUCCUGAACGGCUCCAAAAUGGGGAAAGAAAUCGACGCCCACGAUUACGUGUUUAGGAUGAACGGCGCGGUCACCAAGGGUUACGAGGAGGACGUCGGGAACAAAACGUCUGUCUACGUCCACACGGCGCACUCCAUCACCACGUCUUUGUAUCUGUUCAAGAAAUACGGCUACAAAUGGGCCCCCCACGACGAGGGCAUCAAGUAUGUGAUGAUUCCAGAGGGCAUGAGGGACUUCCAGUGGCUCGGAGGACUCCUCAGAGGGGAAAGGGUGCCGCUUGGCCAGUACCAAAACAAACGGCCCCGGACGUAUUACAUGGGGCAGUACAACGAGAGCCGCUUUUACGUCCUGCACCAGGACUUUCUGCGAUAUGUGCGAAACAGGUUCUUGAAGUCUCCCCACCUGAACGCACGUUACUGGGCAAUAGUCCGACCAACCAAUGGUGCUUUUACACUCUUCCUGGCUCUUCACACAUGUGAUACAGUUGACGCGUACGGCUUCAUGACAAGAGACUACGCUAAGUACUCCAACUACUACUUCCAGAAGCAUGACAAGAGCCACGUGGUUUUCUAUGCCAAUCAUGACUACACUCUGGAAAUGAAAACCUGGGAGAAACUGCACAAUGACGAAAUCAUGCGUCUGUAUCAAAGAAGUGAAAAGAAACCCCCUCCGAAAACAUAACUGGGAAGAAUGUCCGAUCGGUUUAACGUUUUCUUUUUUGUAGCAAUAUGUUACAUCCGCAGCUGUAGCAUCACUCCUAAAUACAUUUGAAGGACUCUUUUCAGCACUAUUUAUGUACAGUAUAUUUUAAGUGACAAAAUAAGGCUAUGUUUUCAGUAAUUAUGGCAGUGGUGAGCAGUAUGCGCCAGCAAAGCCUCUUUUCUGGCAUAAACACGAUCAAAAAUCAAUGAUCAAUCCCAAUGAAAUGGUGUAAAUGUUUUCCUAACUAACUGUCUGUCUUGGGAUGUUUGAUACCACUUUUUUUUCAUACCGAUGCCAGUAUGAGUAUAAACGUCUUUAACCAAUCAGAUUGCACAUUCGUCUUCACGGGGCUGGCCGUUGAUGACAUGUAGCGAUCUGCACACAUUGACACAUUUAUUUAUCAGCAUCUUUCGUGAAUAUCCUCACUGUCGCGCGGAAACCUUGUACAUCCAAAUAUGGUUAAUUCCUAAAUGUUUCACAAAUGAAUACGACUGGUCUGUCCCCAUGUCUUCUAUUGUUUUUACGCAUGAUUAACCAAUUUGAAGUGUUGUAAAUAUGUUGAUUUUAUUAACGCUCUUCUAUGCUCAACAGUCUGAGAAGUGUUGUAAAUUUCCACCGCUUCCCUCACUCUUCAGGAGCCUUGCGACGUGUCACCUCAAGAUUGCAACUCUGGGUGUUUUUUUUAGACAAUCAGAAGUGAAAAUGCUUAGGUUAGAUACACUUGAGCAAACCUGUUUUGUUACAAAUUGAUGGCUGCGCCUGCAAUGCUUCAGUGCACAAAGAAGUGGUCAGCCAUGAAGUAUUUUACCAAAUUUUUUUUAAUUGCUAUGUUAUCAGAUACAUGUUUAUUGUCAACAGUCCAUAUGAUGUGCGUGGCACAGUUGCUUUUGUUUUUGUAUAGUAUUGCUGUAGUAUACUUCCCUUAAUGGCUUUUCCGUUACACAUGAUGCUUGUGUUAUUGUGGUUGGGGUCAAUGGACGGGGAAACAUUAUUGCGGUAGGUCAUCGUGUUGAUGCUAGGGUGGCAAAACCGGCUCACCCGAUUGCACACGAUGCUGAAGUGAAGAAUUCUGAGCUGGGCUGCGGCAUUGUCUCUCCGACACGCGUUAGUACACAACAAUAAGGAGGAAUUAGCAAAAGUAGGUCAAAUAAGUCAUGCAAUGUCUUGAAUUUCAGUCGCGAUUCAGAGGUAGUUGGAAUAAAGAGGAUUUGUUUGAGGGAAAUGAAUAUUAUGUACAUGAUGCAGGGCCGGGCUAUUGAUGGAUUUCAUUGAUUUAAUAAUGUUUAUUGGAGAUGACCAUUUUUUUUCCCCCAUCAGCUUCCGUUCCGUUCACUAACAACAUGGCAGCGAAGAGGAGCGAGUUUAUAAAACCACAGUCGGCGUUGCCAACUUGCUGACUUUUCCGACCCUCGGAGCGACUACUUUUCAGAAACUACAAACUACUUUAAUUCCCGCUAAGAAACAGACAACGUGAGUGGAUUGCUUUUCACAUUGUUUUCAGCAUACGACAAGAAAGGAGCUUGGUGGCAGGCAAUCAUGAAGUCAGUCAUGCGCAACAUUUCCAAAGGCAUUUAUACAUUGCAAAAAGCAGGGUUUUAAACACGUUGGAAACUUUUGACCCAAAUAUGUGCUGCCAAGCACGUAAACAUUUUGUCGACGUUGCUUGCCUCAUCUGGACAAUCCUACUACAUGAGAAAAGAGGAUGAGAGAGCUGGAGUGGGUCCGGCGGUACUCCGGAGAUAUGGACCAGCUCAGUUUAAAGGCUCAUUUUACUAUCUUAAAUGUUUA
Phycodurus eques (leafy seadragon) is the source of this 3160-nucleotide messenger RNA. RefSeq names its product alpha-N-acetylgalactosaminide alpha-2,6-sialyltransferase 1-like. Gene Ontology annotation, molecular function: sialyltransferase activity. NCBI's taxonomy places the organism in Eukaryota, Metazoa, Chordata, Actinopteri, Syngnathiformes, Syngnathidae. Bases 26 to 1351 code for a protein of 441 amino acids. The transcript is spliced from 9 exons. The record is from RefSeq and is a predicted model, not a curated record.